AUGGCCUUUCGCGCCCUGGUGACCCAGUGCCUGGUGUGUGUGCCUUGGGACGCACAGCCACCCCCCGUCGCCCCGGACUUUCGCCAGGUGGGCUUCCCGGGGACCCUGGUCGGGCCUGCGGGGUGGGUGGUCGCUGAGACGAAGCAGUUUCUCUACUGCUCCGGUGGCAGGGAACGGCUGCGCUCCUCCUUCCUGCUCAACUCCCUGCAGCCCAGCCUGACGGGGGCCCGGAGACUAGUGGAAACCAUCUUUCUGGACUCGAAGCCCCUGCAGCGGGGGACUCCCCGCAGGACGCGCCGUCUUCCCACGCGCUACUGGCGGAUGAGGCCCUUGUUCCAGGAGCUGCUGCGGAACCAUGCGCGGUGCCCCUACGGCGCGCUGCUCAGGGAGCACUGCCCGCUGCCGGACUCAGCCACUCCAGCCACCCCAGCAGCGGCGGAGGAGGCGGCGGCGGCUGUGGGGUCCCCCAAGGAGGAGGACACUGGCCCGCCGCGCUUGGUCCAGCUGCUCCGCCAGCACAGCAGCCCUAAGCACGUGUACGGGCUGCUGCGGGCCUGUCUUCGCAGGCUGGUGCCCGCUCGCCUCUGGGGCUCCAGGCACAACGAACGCCGCUUCUUGAAGAACCUGAAGAAGUUCAUCUCUCUGGGGAAGUUCGCCAAGCUCUUGAGUCAGGAGCUGACCUGGAAGAUGAAAGUGCAGGACUGCGCCUGGCUGAGCCAAAGCCCAGAGGGUCGCUAUGUCCCAGCUACGGAGCACCGUCUAAGAGAAGCGGUCCUGGCCAAGUUCCUGUGCUGGUUGAUGGGCACAUACGUGGUUGAGCUGCUGAAGUCGUUUUUUUAUGUCACGGAGACCACGUUUCAGAAGAACCAGCUCUUCUUCUUCCGGAAGAGCAUCUGGAGCCAAUUGCAAAGCAUUGGGAUCAGACAACACUUCGAUCGGGUGCAGCUUCGAGAACUGUCGGUGGCCGAGGUCAAGCGAUACCAGGAAGCCAGGCCUGCUCUGCUGACGUCCAGACUCCGCUUCCUCCCCAAGCCCAGUGGGCUGCGGCCAAUCGUGAACAUGGACUAUGUCGUGGGAGCCAGAACGUUCCAUGGGGACAAGAAGGUGCAGCAUCUCACCUCCAAAGUCAAGACGCUGUUCAGCGUGCUGAACUAUGAGCGAGAGCAGCGCCCUGGCCUCCUGGGCGCCUCUGUGCUGGGCAUGGACGACAUCUAUAGGGCCUGGCGUGCCUUUGUGCUGCGCAUGCGAGCCCAGGACCCAGUGCCUCAGCUGUACUUUGUCAAGGUGGACGUGAUGGGUGCGUACGACGCCCUCCCUCAGGACAGGCUGGUGGAGGUGAUCGCCAAUGUGCUCCAGCCCCAAGAGCACACAUACUGCCUGCGCCAGUACGCCGUGGUCCAGAGAACUGCCCGCGGCCGUGUCCGGAAGUCCUUCAAAAGACACGUGUCCACCUUCACGGACCUCCAGCCUUACAUGAAACAGUUUGUGCAGCAGCUGCAGAAGACGAGCUCGCUGAGGGACGCCGUGGUCAUCGAGCAGAGCUGCUCCCUGAACGAGGACAGCAGCGACCUGUUCGAUGUCUUCCUGCACCUGGUGUACAACCACACCGUGAGGAUCGGGGGCAGGUUUUACAUCCAGUGUCAGGGGAUCCCCCAGGGCUCCAUCCUGUCCACCUUGCUGUGCAGCCUGUGCUACGGAGACAUGGAGAGCAGGGUGUUCCCCGGACUCCAGCAGGACGGGGUGCUCCUGCGUUUAGUGGACGACUUCUUGCUGGUCACCCCUCACCUGACACAAGCGAAGGCCUUUCUCAGGACCCUGUCCAGGGGAGUGCCCGAAUACGGCUGCAAGGCGAACUUGCGGAAGACUGUAGUGAACUUCCCCCUGGAAGACGAUGCCCUGGGCAGCAUGGCGCCCCUCCAGCUGCCAGCCCACUGCCUGUUCCCCUGGUGUGGCUUGCUGCUGGACACGCGGACCCUGGAGGUGUUCUGUGACUACUCCAGUUAUGCCCAGACCUCGAUCAGAGCAAGUCUCACCUUCAGCCAGGGCUCCAAGCCUGGGAGGAGCAUGCGUCGAAAGCUCUUUGCUGUGUUAAGGCUGAAAUGUCACAGUCUGCUUCUGGAUCUGCAGGUGAGCAUGCCGCCAGCAGCCCUGGAGCUGCUCCUUGCAGAGUGUGGGACUCUGAGGCCUCAGCUGGCUCAGGCUUUAGAGCCUCAGGGCCAGGAUGUCAUUCCAGCAGGGAGCUGUCAGACUGCCGCUGAUGGACACACAUGCACGUUGUUUGGAAGGGGCCCAGGCAAUGUGCACACCGGCCCCUGUAGACAUACUCACCUGCUUGUGCACAUGUUGCAGCCGUGGGACUUUCCUCUGACAAACCUGACCUUCCUCAGGUUCCACGCCUGUGUGCUCCAGCUCCCGUUUAAUCAGCACGUUCGGAAGAACCCCUCGUUUUUCCUCCGCGUCAUCUCUGACACCGCGGCACGCUGCCACACCCUUCUGAAAGCCAAGAAUCCAGGGAUGCCUCUGGGGACCAAGGGCGCUGCAGGCCCAUUUCCCUUGUCUCGCCACAGCGCCACCUACAGGUGUCUCCUGGGAGCACUCCAGACUGCCCAAGCGCAGCUGUGCCGGCAGCUCCCGAGGGCGACGCUGGCCACCCUGGAGGCUGCAGCCGACCCAGCCCUGACCACAGACUUCAGGACCAUCUUGGACUGAUGUCCAGUCAACUUCUCACAGGCCCUCAAGCUCAUUCCCAGCUGGGCCCACCUGUGCCCGAGACCCUGACCUGCGCUGCUGGCUGGGCUGCUCCCUGGAGGGGGUUGCCCCCAAGUCAUCGAGGAAGCAGAGCCCACCCAGCCCCACCCCCAUCACCCCUUUCUAGUGACAGGUUUGUCCUUCAUCUGCCCGCUGCCAGGAGGAGGCAGGUACGAGAGCCUGGUUGGGGUGUUGGCAUCUGGAAGGGAAGCAUCAGGGACCUUUGUCACCCUCCUUGCUGCGGGGUCACCCUGGUCUGCAGUGAUGGCUCACGUGUGGUGGGUGUGUGUGACCUCCUUCCUGCUGGUCGGCUGUGACUCAAGCCGUCCACACCCACUGGAGCAGCAUUCCCCUAGCUGGCCCCCCAGCUGCAUCCAAAGUCCAUGUUUCGACGAACUUGCCCAGAAGCAAAGGGCCCAGUCAGCUGUUUGAGCCCGUUCCCCACCAUCCACACCCACGCUUCUGACCUGCGUGUCCCCAUGCCCUGCCCAGGCCUCCUGGAGCCAAGCAUACAGCACGCCCCCACCCACUUGCCACUUCCACUUCCGGAGUCUUCUGCUGACCCCACUCAGCACACAGCCCCACGUGGCCCCUCCUGCACUACCUCCUGCCCCCACCCCAGGGAUGGGGUGAGAGAAGAGCCUUUGCAUAUUUUCUUAGUUUUUAAAUAUUUCUUAUGUUUGUAUUAAAAUAUGUGCC
Messenger RNA from Myotis davidii, 3447 nucleotides. RefSeq names its product telomerase reverse transcriptase (gene TERT). The coding region runs from base 1 to 2709 and encodes 902 amino acids. Lineage: Eukaryota; Metazoa; Chordata; Mammalia; Chiroptera; Vespertilionidae. The transcript has 18 exons. The record is from RefSeq and is a predicted model, not a curated record. Gene Ontology annotation, cellular component: telomerase catalytic core complex. Gene Ontology annotation, molecular function: telomeric repeat DNA binding; telomerase RNA binding. Gene Ontology annotation, biological process: telomere maintenance via telomerase.